This is a messenger RNA of Penicillium coprophilum, 390 nucleotides long. RefSeq lists its product as uncharacterized. The record is from RefSeq and is a predicted model, not a curated record. Lineage: Eukaryota; Fungi; Ascomycota; Eurotiomycetes; Eurotiales; Aspergillaceae. The coding region runs from base 1 to 390 and encodes 129 amino acids. The transcript has a single exon.
AUGGCUUGGUGGGAUAGUUCUGCGCCCGGCUGGGUCGAGAAUCUCAUGCCAACCUACAUACAAGAGCUCGGCGAGUUCCGAUCAGAAGUCAUGUGUCAGAUUGAUAUCCUGAUCAACCAUCCAGGCCACCAGCAAUUAGUGAGCGAGAAAAUCAUUCGCAUGGCUCGAUCCAUGCGCAAGAUCAAAGGACUGGCGUUUGAUAUCUCGGUGUAUCUUCCACACCAUGAAUUCGUCACUGGCGCAUGCCCUGGCUUCUACCAGACGACCUUUCCUCGGGUGUGUGAUUUUAUUGAGAAUACCUUGAUUGAACUGGGUAGGGCUCUAUUAGACUACCCGGAGAUUCAAGAUUCUGUUGCUUCGCAGCUCCAGGAUUUGUUAGCCUCAAUGUAG